AUGAUGCAGCUACACUAUGUAUUCUGCAUUUUUACCUUAUUGCUGAGCUGCACCAGUGUGUGCGUGUUGGCUGAAGAGACUGGUCCGGAAGGUCUUGGUCAUGGUGUUACUUCUUGCUCUGAUGUUUCUGAUGGUACUUCUAAGCCUCCUUGUACUCGUGAGAAUCCUGGUGCUGGUGGUCUUGGUGCAGAAGAGUCUCACCAAAUUGAACAACAGAAGUUGACAGUGUUAGAAAAACGGGAUGUCAAAGAUCAACAUUUGGAAGGGAAACCAACGCAGGAAGAACUUACUCAGCAACAUGAGGCUGCGCAAGAAGAUAGGGUACCUCAGAGUGAUCACCGUUCUACUCAACCUGCUGCUGCUGCUGCUGCUGCUGUUUCUAGAGGGACUGGUGCUGUUGAUGGCGCUUCUCAACCAGGUGAUCAAGUUACUGAAAACCCAGUGGAUGAAAGGACUGAGAAUACAUUGACUGGAAGAAGGGACACUGCUGCAAAAGGUUUGGAGACUCCGGGUGCUCAGCCGGGUGGAAAAGAAAAUGUAGAAGUACAGGCAGAUGCAUCUGUUAAAACCGAUGAAGGACCAUCACAUUCGGCCACUGAACCGAGUACAAGUGACACCAGAAGUUCAGAUAAUACAGACACCACACAAACAAAUGUGACUGGAACAGCAGAAGGACAAGAUACUUCUGUUCCCACAACUCAAAGUACAGGUGAUGGUUCUCCCAGCAAUUCAUCUACAGAUGAUACCAGUAAUAAUCAGGCUGAAAGUGAGACUAAUGACACAAACCCUGCAGAAGGUGGAUCAACCAGUAAUGAGGAAUCAACUACCACCACCACCACCACAACCACCACCACCACCACCACCACAACAACAACAACACUUCCUCCUGAACUCACAAACAACAAGAAGGGUGAUGCAGACAGCAGCAGCAGUAUC
Messenger RNA from Trypanosoma theileri, 936 nucleotides. RefSeq lists its product as uncharacterized. The transcript has a single exon. The annotation marks the transcript as partial. The record is from RefSeq and is a predicted model, not a curated record. NCBI's taxonomy places the organism in Eukaryota, Euglenozoa, Kinetoplastea, Trypanosomatida, Trypanosomatidae.